AUGUCUGUUUAUAUCUAUCUAUCUAUCUAUCUAUCUAUCUAUCUAUUCUGUUUAUAUCUAUCUCAAUCUGUUCAUAUCUAUCUCUGUAUCUAUCUAUCUCAGUAUGUUCAUAUCUGUCUAUCUAUCUAUCUCAGUCUCUUCAUAUCUAUCUAUCUAUCUAUCUAUCUAUCACAGUCUGUUCAUAGCUGUCUAUUUAUCUCAGUCUGCUCAUACCUAUCUAUCUCAGUCUCUCAACAUCUCACUCUGUUUAUAUCUAUCUCUAUCUGUUCAUAUCUAUCUAAAUCAGUCUGUUCAUGUCUAUCUCAAUCUGUCCAUGUCUAUCUCAUGAUCUCCCUUUAUCAUUCUCUCUUCUUUUUUUUUAAUACUUUCUCCUUUUCUUUUACUUUUUUUUUUACUCUUUCCCUCACGUUUAUUCCCAGUUUCCCCACUUUUAUUCUCUCUUUUAUCUUCUAUCUCUUCCUCACUCCCUGCUUUCCCUGUCUCUUCCUUUUUAUCUCCCUCUCCUUCCAUUUGUCCACACUCCUUUUUCUCUCCUCUUCCCUCCCCUUUGAUCUCUUUCUCCCUUUUUCUCUCCCUUCUAUCCUUACCUCUCAUUUCACUUCUUUCUUUUCUUUCUCCUUCCUUCCCUCUUUGUCCACACUCUUUUCUCUCCUCUUCCUCCCCUUUGAUCUCUUUCUCCCUUCUUCUCUCCCUUCUAUCCUUACCUCUCAUUUCACUUCUUUCUUUUCUUUCUCCUUCCUUCCCUCUUUGUCCACACUCCUUUUCUCUCCUCUUCCCCCCCCUUUGAUCUCUUUCUCCUUUUUUCUCUCCCUUUUUCUCUCCCUUCUAUCCUUACCUCUCAUUUCACUUCUUUCUUUUCUUUCUCCUUCCUUCCCUCUUUGUCCACACUCCUUUUUCUCUCCUCUUCCCUCCCCUUUGAUCUCUUUCUCCCUUCUUCUCUCCCUUCUAUCCUUACCUCUCAUUUCACUUCUUUCUUUUCUUUCUCCUUCUUUCCCUCUCUCACUCCCUCCAAACCUUUCAUUUCCUCCUUUCCCUCCUUUCAUUUCCUCCACCAUUUCCUUUCAUCUCUUUCCCUCACUCUUCUCAGCUUUCCUUCUCUCUGUCAUCCUUGCCUUCUCCUUACCACCUCCGACGGAAGGAAAUUCAAAAAGCAAGGGAGGAGGUGGAAGUUGUCCUUCUGUUAUUGUUUUUCCUUUUUAA
Acanthosepion pharaonis is the source of this 1200-nucleotide messenger RNA. The record is from the annotation of a GenBank genome assembly. NCBI's taxonomy places the organism in Eukaryota, Metazoa, Mollusca, Cephalopoda, Sepiida, Sepiidae.